AUGGCACGGGCAGGCUUGGUGUCACUUAUUCUGGAUUACAUCCACUCGGGAUCUUCCUUGCUCCUGCAGAUGCUAGUCCAAACGGAUCCCAUGCCUUCCGCAUCUGGCCUGUGCCGUCCUGGCUCUCUCCUUCCACCCCUUGACCUUCCUCACCCGGGCGCGUCUUCGCCUCUGCAAAGCCCCAUUUGCACGGGGCUCUCAGCAUCGGCUUUUGGGCUGAGUCGCCUCGGUGCGCCUUUGUCCACCUUGGACUUCAUCAAAGCCGGUCCGGCACCUUCGACGAGAAGUCUUGUGAGCGCGGGCUUCCUGCUGUUGGCUUAUGGUAUGACUUGUCUAGAGUUUCUGCUGCCACUGUCGGAUUGUCUGAACACUGCUUCCGUGAUGCUGCCGCAAAGCUUCGUGACGCCAGAAUUCACCUUGUCGGUCUUCGGCGUCAAUAGGCCAGAGCUACCGAUGUCGGCUCUGGAUCCUUUCAGACUCGACUUGCCCCCACUGCUUAGAAGCCCUGUCCGGCUUGGUUUCAGCAUGCUUAUGAGUGGCACCUGCAGAUUGGAAGCACCGAUGCCGACUUCGGACUAUCUGCAGCCAGGUUUCUCGCCCUUGCUUCACAGCCUCUUUCGCUUUGGGCCGCCGAUGUCGCUUUCCGGCAUCUCUUGUAUGGCCUCGAUGUCUGUGCUGGACCUCAUGAGUUCGGGCGCGAUGGCAUCCUUGAAGAGCUCCGCAUGCUUGGAUCCAACAUCACCUGCCUACGGCUUGAGCAAGCCAGGUUUGUCUUUACUGAUGUCGGACUACUCCAGUCUCGACUCCUCGCCGCUCCUUCGCACGCUUGUUCGUCCAGGCUUGCUGCCUUCUUCAUCUGGAAUGCAAUGCACGGGUUCCUCGGCCUUCGCGUUGGACUACGUGGUUCCAGGAAGCCCACUUCCCUUACAAACCUCCCUAAGGCUGGGAAGCUCCCCACCAGCCUACGGCCUUUCAAAACCCGACCUGUCUCCUUCAGUCUUGGACUUUGUGAACACGGGCUUCAGCCUCCCAGCCCGAGGCCUUGUUCGACUUGGCGCAGCAACGCUCGCCUACGGCUUCACCUGUCUCGGCUUCUUGUUCUCAGCCCCUGAUCUCGUCAGCCUUGAAUUGUCACCUCUGACAAGGUGCAGUGUCCGUUUGGAAGCACCCAUGCCAGCAUAUGGAAUGACUCGCAUGGAUCCGUCCAUGCUGGCACCGGACUCCGUGCAACCUGCUCCCUCCCUCUUGACACGAACCCACCCGCUUAGGCUUCCUGCUGCCUGUGUCGGAUCGUGUGGAACUUGGCUCUUUGAUGCCGGCACGGUGCUUCAGCUGAUUUGGUCCUGGAUUGCCCAUCUUCAUCAUGCCCAACCCGGCCUAACGUUGCUUCUCUACGGCAUCACGCGCUCAGGCUUCUUCCUAUCAGCCCUUGAUCCUUCAACCUUUGACCCGGUGGUGUCGUCACGAGGCUCUGUGCGCCCAGGAUCUCGCCUCUUACCAUAUGGAUGCCAUCGCUUGGAUGUUCCCACGCUCACCUCAGAUUUCUUGUCGCCGGAUGCUCUGCUGCCCCUCCAGUCUUCUGUAAGACCAGAACUGCUCUCGCCUGCCAGCGGCUUGUCUCGCUUGGGGUCUCCCUUGCCACCUCUGGACCACAUAUAUCUUGAACUUUCACUGCUUGCGAGAAGCCUUGCGCGGCUGGAGUUUCUGUUGCUAGCCUACGGCAUUUCCCAGCCAGGUGUGCUGCCGCCUCUGCUGGACCAUGUGAGCUGCAGCAAGCAGCUGUCCCCACGAACCUAUGCCCAGCUUGAGUCGUUCCUUCCAACCUACGGCUGCCUGCGGAUUGGCCCGCCCCCUUCCGUACCGGACUGUGCGCACCUCGGAAGCUCGCUGUCCUUUCGAAACCUCCUAUGCUUAGGUCCUAUGCUGCUGCCUUACGGCAUGCUGUGGUCAGAGUCCCCUCCACCCGUUUUGGAUUCCGUUCAGCUCGGUUUCCUUCUGUUGCUCCAUUCCCUUGCCUGCCCCGGCGUGUCUUUGCCGGUCUACGGCUUCGCAGCUUCAGGAAGUUCGGCCUCAACUCUUGACUCCACACACCUAGGGCCCGCGCUGCCGGUGAGGUCACACGCCCGAAUCGGUUCUGCACCGGCAGUUUAUGGCAUCACUCGGCCUGGCAGCUCGCCGCUGGCUGCGGACCUUGUGCAUCUUGACAUCUUCCUGUUGCUACGGAGCCACUGCCAUUCCGAUGUGUCAUUUCCCCUCUUCGGCACUGCGCGAACGGAUUUGCCUCCCUAUGUAGAUGAUGAGGCACUCUUCGGCAGCUUGCCAUUGCUCCAAGGCCCUGCGCGACCAGGAUUACCUUUGCUGGCCUACCACCUCUCCCGGCCGGAAACCCCUUCACUGGCCUCAGAUUUCGUGCAGUGUGGUUCGACGCUUCUUCUCCGCAGCCUUCUCUGCCCAGGAUCUUCCCUGCCCGCCUAUGGUGUCACCUGUUCGGGAAGUUCGUUGCCCGUCCUGGAUCCCUUGAACUUGGCCGUAUCACCGUCACCCAGGUCUCCCGCCAGGUCAGGCGUGAUCUCGUUUACCUCCGGAAUGACGCAGCUCGGCCUUCGAUCACCCAUGCUUGACUACGUAUGCAGCGGAAGCUCACUGACAUUGCGUUCCCUUUCGCAGCCGGGUCUUCCGCUACUCGUCUAUGGUGUGAUGCGAUGUGGCUCCUCCCCUUCGGUUCUGGAUAGAGCUUGUUUCGGGCCUUCCUUGCCAACACAGUCCCUUGUGAGAUCGGAGUUGUCGCUGUUCGUUUACGGAAUGGUCUGGCUUGGCUCCUUGCCUUCAGUGCUUGGUGGUAUCACAGGGCAAGAUAGCUGGGAGAUGAGAUCUUUCGUCCGCCUGGACUUCAGCACGUUUGUGUACGGCUUGGCAUGCCCAGACACCCUGUUGUCGGCUCCCGAUUCAACAAGUUCUAGCUCCUUCCUGUUCUUGCAAAGCUUCCUUCGUUGCGGGCUAACUUUGUCAGUUUAUGGGAUGGUCUGGCCGGGCUUCUCCACGUCUUUGCCAGAUUCUGCGCACCUUGGCCCCUCGAUGCCACUUCAAGGCCUCUGUUGUUUGGGUUUCCUUCUUCCGGCACUUGGCAUGUCAUGUCCCGGCUGUGCUACGUUGGCAACUGAUUCUGCAAAUGUCGGUAGCCUGCUGCCGCUGCAUCACUUCUUGCGCAUGGGUUCCAGUCUGUUGGCAUAUGGUAUGACCUGCUCAGAACUGCCUUUCUUGUUGCUGGAUCCCUUGAAGCCGGGUCUUUCCAUGCUGCCGCAGGCAUCCGUGUGGCCUGGUGUGUCCAUUCCCCUGUAUGGCAUGUCCCGUCUGAGCAGCUUGAUGUUCUCGCCCGAUGUAGUUCAUGUUGGCUUUUCUCUGUUGGACCUCGCCACAUCGACCACGGGCUCAACGUACAUGGCACCCUCGCUGCUUGUGAGAUGUCAUGCGUGGCUUGAUCUUCUGCUUUUAGUCUCUGAAGUCUCGCGAUUAAAGUCUACGUCGUCCGUCCCAGACCACACAGACCUGGAAGCGCCUGUGCCACCGCGUGGUCUCGUCCAACUUGGUCUUGUGUCAUCUGCGUAUGGCAUGGCAUGGCUUGACAGUUCGCUCUCUGCUCUUGACUUUGCCAUGCUGGGCUUCUCGGUCUUCUCGAGGAGCUUCCUGCACACGGGCUCGUCACCCUCGGCCUCUGGACUGACGCGAACGGAGUUGUUGCUCUCCGUUUCGGACCUCCUGCAACCUGGGUCAUCCAUGUCUUUGCGGUCCUCUCUCCAUCCAGACCCAAUCGUGCCAACCUGCGGAUGUGCACGACUCGGAGUUUCCCUCCUGACCCUGGACUUCAUUACACCAGACGCUUCGCUGUCGGUGAGGUCUUUCGUCCGUUCGGGGCCGUCCUCGUCUGCCUUCGGCUUGACGAACCCCGAGCUCUCCAUGUCAGCGCUUGAUCUUGUGAACACCGACCUGUCGUCGCUGCUUCGAUCAUUCGCUCGAUCCGGUCUGGUGAUGUUUGCCUUCGGAUGUGGACGAUUGGGGCCUACGAUGCCGGCCCUGGAUUCCGUCACGCCUGGCCCACUGAUGUUGCUGCAGAGCCUUGUGAGAUUUGAGCUGACUGCUUUCAUGUUCGGUCUGCUGACUCUGGGUUCGAGCUUGUCCCCGCUUGAUCUCAUACAGACAGGAUCCUGCCUCCUGCCAAGAAGCUUCCUUUACGUGGACCUCACGAUUCCAAUGUAUGGGCUGUCUUGCUUGGGGCUUGCAACGUCCACCUCGGAUUCUUUGCAUCUGGGACCAUCCAUGCUCUCACAGAGUCAUGUGAGGUCAGGACCAAGUGCGCCAGUGGUUGGAAUGUCCUGGCUCGACCCGUCCUUGCCAAUUCCGGACCGGGUGAACCUUGAACUCCCAGCGUUGCUGAAGUCUUCCGGUCGCUUCGGCUCGCUGCUGCUUGUCUCCGGCAUGGCGCGAUCGGGCUGCCCACCCCUAGUGCUGGACUUUCACUGCUUCUCAUCCUCCAUAUUCCCAAGGAGCUUCGUGAGGGCCGGCCCUUCGAUGCCCAUGUUCGGGUUGGCCCGCCUGGGUUCGACGACGCCUGCCGUGGAUUUCGUGAACGUAGGCCCUCCCUCGUUGCUCAGAUCCUUCUUGCGCUCCGACCUCCCGGCCUCCAUCUUCGGCUUAUCCAAACUUGGAUUUCUCUUGUCGGCCUUAGACUUCCUGAACUUAGGUCCCGCUCUCUUGUCACAGAGCCCUCUGAGGGUGGAAGCGCCCCUUUUCACGUACAGCUUGAGCAGGCUGGGUCCUCCACUUUUGGCUUUAGAUCUCCCCUACCCGGGCCUCUUGCUGCCUUCGCAAAGCCUUCUAUGGGUGGGUUUCACAGCGCCAACCUACGGCUUCACGGCUCUGGACCCACUGCUGCCAGUAUCGGACUUCCUGAACUUAGACUUUGCCAUCCCCUCGCGUGGCACGUACCUUACGGAGUCCCAGCUUCUAGCCUUUGGCAUGACAUGGUCAGACUCGCCCUUGCCAGCUUUGGAUUCUUUGCAUCUGGGGCCCGCGAUUCUGUUGCAUAGCAGUGUCCGGCUGGGGCCAGCGACUUCGGUUUACGGCCUGGCGUGUUUGGGCUUGCUGUCGUUGGCUUUGGAUCUCGUCCAGCUUGCCAGCACCUUGAGCCUUCGAAGCUACAUGCGCACUGGGCCGAGCCUUCUGGUGUACGGACUGUGCCGUACGGAAUUCUCAAUGCUGGUACUGGAUUUCGUCAGCUGUGGAUCGCAGAUGUCGUUGCAACACUCUGCGCGGCUGGAGCCCCCGCUCCUUGCAUACGGCAUGCAGUGCAUGGGAUCUGCCAUGCCGACACCGGACCCAGUGAAGCUCGGCUCGCUGCCGCCUUUGCACAGUCCCAUGCGCUUAGGCGCCCCGCUGUCGAUGUCCGGCUUGGCAUGCCUGGGCUUCUCGAUCCCUGCUUUAGACAUCGGCCAGUCUGGCCCCAUCUUGCCUUCGCAACACAUCGCACGUUUGGGCAGCACUCUGCCGGCUUUUGGGAUCGUUUGGCCUGGGCCAUCUUUGCUGCUGUUGGACUUGGUCAAUCCCGAUCCAACCCUGUUUCUGCAAACACACCUACAGGCGGGGUCUGCUACGUCUGUCUACGGCAUUUCUUGGCCAGGAGCACUUGCGUCGACACCGGACCUUAUGCACUCCGGGCUGCCAGCAUUCUUGCAUGCGUCUGUCUGCUCAGACUCUGCUCUUCCAGCCUACGGUGUCACGCGACUUGGCCUCUCGAUCCCCAUACCGGACUCCUUCAUGCUCGGCUCCUCUACUCCUCCACGCAGUCUGACACGAUUGGGAGGCGACCUACCCCUGUACGGCAUGACCUGA
Messenger RNA from Symbiodinium sp. CCMP2592, 5886 nucleotides. The record is from the annotation of a GenBank genome assembly. Lineage: Eukaryota; Dinophyceae; Suessiales; Symbiodiniaceae.